Messenger RNA from Annulohypoxylon truncatum, 1463 nucleotides. RefSeq lists its product as uncharacterized. The coding region runs from base 86 to 1303 and encodes 405 amino acids. Lineage: Eukaryota; Fungi; Ascomycota; Sordariomycetes; Xylariales; Hypoxylaceae. The record is from RefSeq and is a predicted model, not a curated record. The transcript is spliced from 2 exons.
CCUCUGAAUACUCGAUCCUACAAGCUUGGAAGCGGACGAAGGACGAAACUAAGGGGACACAACACCCAAGAGCCUCGAUGCCCAUAUGCCGAGUUUUCUCAUACCAGCCCGCAACUCACGGCAUCGGACAGCAUGCUUGGCCCUCUACCGCGCCCUCCUCAAGCAAGCCCCCACCAUCACGCUCCCCGGUAACCUGAUCCGGGCCUGGGGCCCCGGCAACCCGAUCAAGCACCUAAUCCGGCGGUCCUUCCGGCGCAACCUCGCCGACACGAGCCCGCGCAUCGUCUUCCCCGCCCUCAAGGCGGGGUACCAGAUGCUCGCGCUGCUGAAGGCGUCGUCGCCCCCCUCCGUCCAGUGGGCCCGCAACCUGAACCACGAGUCCGUCAUCGCGUUCCUGCGCGCGCGCCUGCGCGAGCGCAACGCCACCCUCGCCGCCAAGGAGCUGCACCCGCCUAAUAGCCGCAACCCGCCUAAGCUGACCAGCGCCCCGCGGAAAGAUACCGUGCCCUUGCUCGUCGACGUCACGCCCGCCCCUACGCCCGAGAACCCGCGCCCGACGCCCGUGUUCGCGACGCCGCACCGGCCGCGCCCCGCCGAGGAGUUGGGAGGGACGGGAAAGAGACAUGUCCCGCGCUUGGACCUGGCGUUCGAUAUCCCGUUCCUGAGGAUCAAGAAGCCGCAGCCGCCGGUGCUGAGCCGCGUGCUGCACCAGAAGAUCAAGAAGCGCGUGGAGCGGUUCGAGUCCCUGGGCGAGUUCUCGGAGUUCUCGCUGCCGGAGGCCGAGCUCGAGGAUAUGUGGGAGAAAGGCGUGGGUGAGCUGUUAAAGAGACAUCAGAACAGCAACUCUGGUGAUGGCGGCAGGAGUGCCGGGAACAGAAUAAUCCCAGAUAACCCCGAGGUAGGGGCCAUAUAUAACGAUAUCUGGGGUGGGGAAACGUUCCAGAGCACGACGAGGAGACACGCUCUCGACUACAUAUAUGGUAAACUCAACGAGGAACGGGUCCGAGAGGUCGCGCGAGCAGACGCCAUGCGCAAGCUGAUCGAGGAAGAGACCGCGCUGGCUGAGCAGGAGAAGAUACAAAGAAUCCAACAGAAGCGCGCCAUGAAAUGGGGACGUAAGUUGGCGAGGGCAGAAGGCAAGACGGAGGAGCCGCAAGGCGAGCAGUGGGAGAAGCUCGAGGCUGCUAGUAAGGCUGCUAGUCUGGCUGCUAGUCGGCCUCCUACUCAACCUGCUACUAAACCUGCUACCCAACCUGUUAAACAAAAAGAGCGCGAGUCUCGCCCGGUUCAGUUCUUGGAAUGACCGGGUAGGGUCUCGUAUAGUGUAGAUGAUAUGCAUUUGGUAUGCGAGCGAAUAGCUCUGGCUACAUAGAAGUAUAUAUACCCUUAUACCCCUUACUCCUUGCGCGAAACGAUUGAUGCCGCUCGAAUUUUAUAUUUUCGGCUGUGGCCGAAGCAAAUUG